Messenger RNA from Angiostrongylus costaricensis, 645 nucleotides. The record is from the annotation of a GenBank genome assembly. NCBI's taxonomy places the organism in Eukaryota, Metazoa, Nematoda, Chromadorea, Rhabditida, Metastrongylidae.
AUGAAAAGAGGGCUUUCUUCAGGAUCAAGCAGAGAUAACCUAAUUAAUACCGUAUAUAAACUACAUCGAACACGGCAACGUAUCCUUGAACCGUACAGGUUGUUAAAAAACGCCCUUAAACAGUUGCAGGAGGACUAUUUGCAAUCGAAAGCUGCUAAUCCGAUCAUGCGAUAUAUGAAACUACAGCAAAGUGUUCGAGAUGUUAUUAUAAUAGAAAAACAAUACUGGAAACUGGUAGAUUUGCCUAAGCAAAAUGGUGCUGAAGAAUCAAAUGAUUACGUCGUAAGAAUUGUUGAAUUACUCGAAGAAACCACACCGCGACAACUAGCAGCGGGAAUCGGAGCCCUUUUAAGCGCAACAGUGGGUCGAAGCACCGAGGUUCGACUCGAUCAGAACCUUUAUGAUUCCAUUAAAGGUCGAAAGACGGAAGAACUACAAAAGGACUGCGAAGACUUGUAUGCACAGCUGUAUAAAUUGAUAAGAAAGUAUCAAGGUCUCAGAAAGAUUGUCAAGGUCCUAAAUGAUAAAUACGAUGCAUCUCGAUUAUAUCCAAUCAUUCCACGAUAUCCCAUUCUUAAGAAAAUGACUAAAUCAGCUUUACGAGCACCUGAAUUCGCAGAUAUUUGUCACGAACAACUGGAAUAA